UCCCAUGAAUAGAUGGCGCUGGCGUCUCGAGAAGAGGAAGUUGACAUUUUCGUGCGCUAGAGGCCUGUAUCAUGUACCGAUACGGCACGCAAAUAAGUGUAUGUAACUUCUCAGUGGAUUCUUGAUCAUAAACAUGGGUAAAGAUCAAGAACUUUUAGAGGCCGCAAGGACGGGCAACCUCCAAGCCGUCAGAACCAUUCUGUCAGGAAAGUCUCCUCGAGCCUCGACCAGCAGUGGAGGACUCACAGGCAGUUUGAGGAGCUUGUUGGCUUUAAAACAUGUAAAUGUCAACUGUACAGACAACAAUGGAGAGACACCAUUACACUUAGCAGCCUUGAAUGGUCAUAUGGAUGUGGUUGUGGCACUGCUGACAGCGAAAGCCUCCGUUGUAGAGGUAGAUAGCAAAGGAUGUACACCUCUUCAUCUAGCUGCCUGGAAUGGACAUGCCCCUAUUUGUGAACUUUUAUUGGACAGUUCACCUGACAAGUCCAUUGUCAAUGUACAGACAACUGAGGGGGAAACGCCACUUCAUUUUGCUGCUCAACAUGGUCACCUGGAUGUAGUUACUCUUCUGUUAAAGAAUAAAGCAGACCCCACCUACCGUACACUUUCUGAGCGGUCGGCUCUGGAUCUAGCAGCACAGUAUGGCAAAACUGAUGUGGUUCGCACACUUGUGACAGGGCGCCCAGAGUUGCUUGCUCAUUCAGCUGGUCAGCCAUCACCCCUGCACCAAGCAGCUUUUAAUGGUCAUGUUUCAAUAGUUCGUUUUUUGCUGGACUCAGGAUUUCCAGUAAAUACUAGGACGGAUAAUGGCACUGCAUUGCAUGAAGCAGCCACAUCCUGUAAACUGGAUGUGAUCAAACUGCUUUUGGAUAGAGGAGUGGAUGUGUGGGCUCAGGCAAAGAAUGGAAUGACAGCAGAAGACAUUUUGAGGUCCAUCAACUCUAGACUGACAAAGGAUGCUCUGCAAAUUAUCAGUGGUCAUGUGAACAGUCAGCGGACACCAGACUCUGACGGUGAGAAAGAUGAGAAUGGAAUUCCAGGUCCAGGCAAUUCUGUGCAGGAGGAUGUCACGUCGUCUGGCACUUUCCAUCCUGUACCUAAAACUCGUACUGUUUAUCCAGGUGUCAGUCCAGACACGACCCAUCUUGCAGAUAUGCUCAGUGCCAGUACCCAUACUCAAGGAGAGCAGUUAUCACCACCACCACUUCCACCAAGAAUAUCUCUUCGGCCAGUGGAUUUCUCAAAGCGAGAAUCUAUGCCCCUUGAAAUAGGUUCAGGCCAUCUGAUAGUAGAGGCAUCUGCAAGGAGCCAAUCAAGAUCGAGAGAAGCCAGCCCUAUGUCGGGAAAUAGGGAGCAACCAAAGAAACCACCCAGAAAAACACCCAGUGUGCGUAGAACAGAAGCUACCCAGAAUAGUGAUGGUGCUUCUACCAGCUGCGCCCAAGGCCAGUCAAAUAGCAUGGAACAAGUGGAAGAAACUUUGCCAGACCCCAUGCCAUGUGUGACUGAACAGACUCGAACUGAGUAUGUGAAUGUUGAAUUCGACAGAACUUCAUCUACUUUUACAAUAGGAAUGUCAAAAGAAGAUGACACCAAUACAAGCGUAUCUGUGAUAAAGGCAAACUGUAGUGAGCAUGAGAGCCCAUCGCUGAAUAGUGCAAGUGCUGAAGAAUUGGGUGCAGAAAAGUGUAUCGAAAGAACUGAUUGCCAUGGGGAUGGAAUAGCUGCAGAAGAAGAUAUUGAAGGCAAGCAUGGGAAACCAAAAUCUCUGCAACUGGAUGGAAGCAAGAAAAGAGAUAGUUCUGGGUCUUGUAGUGCUGGCACUGACAAUGAUCUGCCUGAUCUACCUCUUUCUCCCACCAACUAUCCCCAACCCCCAACACCAGACUGUCCCCCACCUUCACCAAGCACAGCAAUGCAUGGUAUCCACCUCAAGAUAAAUCCACAGGACAAGCGGAAGUCUAAGAAUAUGGAGACAAUCACGGAUGCCAAUCUGUUGACAACUUCCUCCACAUCAGAAUCUGGGGGAGAGAAGAUCGCACAGGCAUCCCAGCCUUCAGAGCCUGAGACCAGUUCAAAGCAGGGAGACUCACAGGUUAAAGCUGACCAGGUGUCCAGCCACACAGACUGUGAAUUAUUACAAGAGUCUAUAAAAGAAGAUAAAAGUAAGGGUGUGAAGAUGGAGAAGAAAACGCAGAAAAGUUCGGAGGGCAGUGCGGAGGAUGUGACCCUGGAGAUGGAGGUAGAGCGUGUACAGAUGCGGCGAUCAAUGAGUGCAGGCAACGAGCCCCUAGACUGGCAGAGCAACGUUUUUGCGGGUCUGCUGAAGGGCUCGACUCCAGGCGGCUCCCGCAAGGUGGUGUCGCAGAUCUGUGAAAAUGUAGUCGUCAAAACGGUACGCAGCAAACGCCGCUCCACGCCCUCCGGCCUGGUGACCUUUGACCCUCUGAUGGAGAAGGAGGAGGACAAGGACAUGGUGGACACCCAGAGGAUUUUUCACGAGAUCGACAACAUGGCGGGCCCCGACGUCAAGGAGGGUUCGGCUCAGCGGGAAACCCACAAGUCCGAGGAGUUCGACGACACGGAGGAGUGGGCAAAUAUAGCAGACAUUGUUUCGAGCUUUGGCGGGCGUAUAAGUGCUUCAGAGGACAUACCCGUCCUUGAUUCACAGCUGGAUAAGAUUCUAACAGAAAGAGUAGCAGGCCCACACAAGAUCCAGAGUGUGGGAGAAUGGCUUGAGAGCUUGGGGCUUGAGCAGUAUGAGAAUACACUAGUGGCCAAUGGAUAUGAUGAUACAGAUUUCUUGGGAGGCACAAUAGUAGAUGAUCAGGACCUGGCAAGUAUAGGUAUCACUAAUGGUGCUCAUCGGGCCGUGAUAGUGUCAGCUGCACGUCGCCUUCCAACUGUGAAGCCUAUCAAUCAGUCGGCCUUGCCUGUGUCUGUGGAGAGCUGGCUGGAGACUCUUCGGUUGGGACAGUACCUGGACACAUUUCUUUCACACAAAUAUAACACUAUGCAGAGAGUUGUUAAACUCUGGGAGCUGGAGCUAAAUACAGUUCUAGACAUUACUUCCAUAGGCCACAGAAAGAGAAUACUGGCCUCAUUAGGUGAGCGGGCAUUUGAGGAGAGAGACACAUCAGUCAGUCCUGCAAGAGUACGAAGAAAAAGCAGUGAUGAAGAGGAGCCCAAGUCACCAUUUGAACACAUUGACCUCUACCGUGAUUACACUGGAGUUAAACCAAGAACAUCAGAUGAAGGAGAACAGAAAUCACCUCUACAGAGUCCUUUAAUGACCUUUGAAAAGGGUAGUGAAAAUGGACUCUCAUCACCUCAGGGAAUUCGUGACAGUCAGAUCCAUAUACGACCACCGCACCUAAUGCACAUUACAGGAUCCAUUCGACAGUGGCGACAUCGUCCUGAAGUGCUUAUAAAAGGAUGUUGCAACUACACUGCUCAUUAUCUUGGAUCAACAGUCAUCAAAGAGUUGAAAGGAACAAAAACGACACAGGAGAGCAUUGCAAAGCUCAAGCAAAGAUUGAGGAGGAAAUUACAGAAAUCGGCAGAUGUCAUUGGCAAGAUUCCUACAAUCAUGCUGUCUAUUUCCUACAAAGGCGUCAAGUUCAUUGAUGCCAGAUCCAAGAAAGUGAUUUGCGAUCAUGAGAUCGCCAAUAUCUUCUGUGCUUGCCAAGAUGGCGAUCAUAUGAACUUUUUUGCCUACGUGACGAAGGACAAGGAGAGCAGCAAACAUUACUGCCAUGUCUUCAGUGUUAGAAGCAGGGAACUGGCUGGGGAAAUCAUCCUUACUCUAGGUGAAGCAUUUGAGAUCGCCUAUCAGAUGGCACUGAAGGAGAGAGCGGAGGAGGACGCCUUCCAGUUCGAGCAGCAGCUGAGCCAAAGCGAUCCCGACGACAGCGCCUCUGUGUCUUCCAAAGCCUCCGUCAACACAGUAUAGCAGCAGGUAUAUGUGUCCAGGGGAGGGGGAAAAUGUCAACAGCCCCCGACUGCAGGAAACGGCGCAAGGUUACCGGAUCUGGCGUCACAGAUGGCGCAAGCAGUUCGGGGUAGCAAACACUUGAACGACGCGUACGUUGACCCCCACCCUACACAGACAUUCAGCAUUUGUCAGGUUAAUCCAAGUCAACAUCGGACGAGCUGCUUUGUGUGAUACAAUGGCUUGCAGGCACGAGCUGCAUACCCGGCUGCCAGCGAGAAACUGUGACUGUGAACACGGGACAUGCAGUCUCUUCUUGUUGUGUAUGUUUGUUUUUUAAAGACCAUCCCUUAUGUAUAUAGUUUUCAGUUUCCAGAACAGACACAUCUUUCUCUACGACGAACUUGAUCAAUCUAGUUUGUGUGUACAACAUAAGUUCAUCGAGAGAGAGAAAGAAAUGGCAGGUGUGCCGUGCUAUAUGGACUGACACGCGCUCACGGCCAGGGGUAACAUUUGUCGUAGUGAUCUGAAUAUUUGUUUGGAAAGUGGAUUGUGUGAAAUAUCCGGGCUGUGAGGAUGGUGCCGUGUCGACGCUAGCUGGCAGAACGAACUUGAAGUAUUCUGUCAUCUGGAACACAGCCUCAGGACACAGCAGCUCGCAGAAGGGCCUUGAAACAUUCUGACAGCCAAGACAGUCUCAGAACACACGUGGCGGAGAUGUCCAACAUCUUUGACCGCUACCGACUAUUUACUACAGAGAUGUUACUAAAAAUUUCUUCAGCAGAAAUAUUUCUCUGUAGUCUGUUUAAUUGUUCCAGAAUUUCGAAAGUACUUGUCUUUAGUUUGUAUUUUGCUUUGUACUCUUUAAGUGCAACAUCGCAGUAUCAAGGUUCUAUUCACCCCUCUCCCAUCUACCACCAACGUAAUCGGACCAGAAUGCCCUAGUCUUAAUGUGUGUUAAUUAACCGGAACCCACCGAAUGGUCAAGACAUGAAAGAGGAAGUGUGGUGUGUGGUUUAUGAACAGCGAAUAUUUCUCACCAAUACACAUUUCUUUAUCGUUCAGGUGGAAAAAUCAUUUUGUUUGAAGUCUGACAUUGCUGUGCAAAAUUUUAAGAUGAAAUCCUCUCGAUUUUUGACAAGUUUUUAUGUAAUUAUGCGAUGGAGAAAAAAACGUUGAUUGUAAAACAUACAUUAACAAAACUUAGUGUUCCUCUAUAAUUUAAUUCACUUGGCGUUGGGAGAGGGGGUCAGUGUAUCAUACUUCCCGGACACGCUGUAUACAACAGGAUGAUGUUAUAAAUUUGUGUACAUAAGCCGGAUGUUAAUGUACAUUUUCGUAGAAUAACCUGCAGCAUUAUCUUCAGAAGAAAGUUGAAGAGUACAUCGAGGACAGUGAAGCGCUUGUCUGCAUGCACCGCUUCGCACGCGCGCUAACAAGUGCUUUCGCCUGCGUGCUGUCUGCACACACAUUGUGGAUUGUUUGAUUGCUGUCAGCAAUGUAUAUGUCUGGGCGGUGAUAUGUGCGGUUAUGUUUUCAGUCUCUUGUCUCUGUCGGGGUCGUAGCCUUGAUGCCCGACUGCUUUCUAAACCAGUGGUUUUCGAAGAUUUCAACUGAAACCUUCUGGCUCUCUCACAGUCGCUGAGGACAUGACUUCGGCAAGUGCAGACAACAUCACACAAAACCGAUACACGACGUGUCCGCGCUCACUGGAGGAACAGAGGCAAGACAUAAUGUAGUAUAAUGUCCUUAAAAGGCGAAGUCACUGAAUCGGGUGAAUAAGCAUCAUUUAUCUUGCACACGAUGCUGUUGUAGACAGUGUGCUUUAGUGCAGGUGUUUGAUGUGUGGGAUAGGAGUGGAUAAAGCCAUUAGGUUUGGCCAUUCUCUGUAGACCUCAUUCCCAUGACGCUGAUUGUUUAAUUUACCAACAAAAAAAGAAUCUGCCUUCGUCUUUUCAUGUCUACCAGAUGUUUCAACUUAAGAUAAGAACACAAUUUUCUAGUUAUAUGUUGAGAAAAAAUGUUCUAAAUAUGAAAUGACUGCUAGAUAUCUUAGAUGCAGUAAACACUGGUCUAUCUCCUGUUCUCACACUGUUCUGGUCUCGUAUUCGAGACAUACAUCUAACAGUGUAGUCCUAUCCAAAAAUUUUAACAACCAUUAAUUUAUCUAGGUGUUGGGAGCUUUUCUGAUAAGCUGUGACCACGUGAAAUAUGGCAGAGAUCGUUAUCUAUGUAUUGAUACUUCAGCCGACGUGAUUGCAGAAUUUUUCAAGACCUAACAAAAUUGCAUAAAUAUAAUUGUACAGAAAGUGUUUGGUACAGCUCGAGGAACAGCAUUUUGUGAACUUGACUUUCUUCCUCAGCUUCUUUCUUGCAAGAGACUCGUGCACGUGCGUUCCUUCUGUCAUGUAGAGGAGGAAGAGAGGAGAGUCACGUGGUACACCGCUAACCCGUUAUCAUGACACAUCUAUCUAGCUAACCUAAUUACGGGUUAUUUUUAUGGUGAUCGUGAUCGUCGUCAUCAUCUUCAACAUGAUUAAACGGCAACACCGAUGGAUGAAGGUUUUUCCCGUUUGUUUGAUUGCAGGGUACAUCUGGCAUUGUCCAGUGCGCUGAUUGGGACACCCGUUUGUUGUUGCAUUUUAACGUGAACACAGUAUGGUGGACACUGCACCAUGUCUGUCCUGGUUCACUGAGCACCUAUUUCUUGCCACUGUAAGAAUUGCAUAUUUCUUGGCCGACUUUAUAAUAUAGUAAUAAUAAUAUCUCGAGACUGGCAAGGUUUAUGUUUAUGGUAUGUUGGAAGCAAAUAUCAGAGAGCGGGGUGCAUUGUGUGUAAGUAGCGGGAAGGCUGCAUGCAUGUGAAGGACUGUGGUACAGAUAGAUUGUGCUGUCUGUUGAGCUUAUUAUUUUGCUUUUUCAGUUUCUUGAAUGUUAGUCUUUCCGAUAUCCGAUGGAAGCGAAAGUGUGUCGAACGAUAACGGACAUGUCAGUCCUGAUGUUGAUUGAUGUGCUGGCAACAGGAGGGAAGUUGGUGAUGUGAGCGUUUGUCAGCAUCCUCAUGCUGAUUGGCUCUCAGCUCCGUUUCAGGAGGGUCCUUGGUGUAACUCUUCCAACAGCUGCCUUGGAUGCAUUACAGACUUUCCUAGGAUACGUAUGGAAAGUCCUACUUAAAAUGGCGAAAACCAUCUCAAGCUCAAGUUUGUAUUUUUAGACGGAUUUCUGACUUAAGUUAUCUCUUUGUGGCUUGUUUCAGUUGCAACGAAAAAGAAAAACCAAAUACAUGUAGUUUGAUUUUUGCGUGUGGGUCGCUUGCUUUUUCCCUUGCUGUAACUCCUAAAUUUCGUUAUCCACCUAGGAUUGAAACCAGAAACAACCGUCAUUUAAUACUAAAGAAGUUAAAAUAAAAUAAGUAGUAUAGUUGAUGUUAUGUUUAUAACGAUUGUUAUUUUUAUACCUUACGUAUCUUGCGUUCAUUGAGCGUCAGGUUAACACUUCUUUAACGAGUGGAAUAAAGGAUGAUCACGAAAAGAUUUGUUUCCAAUUUUUAAAAAUAUUAUUUUGUAGUCGUGGUGUACUGGUUCGCCGGGAGGUAAGGGAGUUCGAGGUGUGAAGAAGAGGAAACUACAGUAGCUAAUAAUCCCCAAUACUGAUACAGGCACUAAAAGAUUUGUAUGUGGUUUUGCCACUGGACUGUUUUCUUUGGAAAGGGAAGCAGUUGACUAAGCUUGGAAACAUAGGUUGUUCAACAUGGACAUGAAGUCCUACCUACGCCAUUGUAGGAAAGCUUGGUGACACUAGUGCGAUUUUGAGAAACAUCGACACUCCCCCAGCCCUCUGUUGCAUUACAAGCUUCCUGUGGUGUGUGUCCACUUCUUUCAUAUAUGUUUGUAGCAUGCUUUGCUUGGUUUGGCUACAUUCCUAGUUUACAUCCAUUCCUUUUUGUGUAGCGUUUUGUGUUUACUUUUUUUCUUCGCUUGACAAAUACGCGCAGAAUUCACAAUUGGACGAUCAUGAUUGCCGAUGGGUGAACACGACCAGUAGCAACCUACAAUAAAAUGCCUACCCACUUGUAAAAUAUCUGUUUAACGUGCAGUAAUUUUUAAAAAUAGUUUUAGUUCAUUUCCAUGGUGAUAAAAGAUGGGGACGAUAUUAAGUAGCUGCUUUUUUGUCAUAGUUUUGUUUUUCCUAACCCUCGGGUACAGAAAGUACAGCCGCGGUAUCCAGCAUAGACACAUUUACAAAAAUCGUAGACGUAAAUAAAUAUUUUGUAGAAAUAGUAAUUUUCAUGCAAACCUAAGUAAACGCUGGCAGAAAUUGUAAUUCAUAUAUCUACUGAGAUAAACAUUUACAGAAAUCGUAAUUUUUACGUAAACGAAAAUAAACAUUCACGUCGAUUUACGUUUCGUUAAGGGAUGGGAAUCAGUCGAAUGAAAACGAGGCUGUUCAGAGAGUUUCAGGACGUGGUUCUUCAAAAGAAAUGCAACAUUUAUGCUGCAGGGGGGAGGUGAUGCUGGUCGUUUGAAGAACAUUUGUUUUUGCUGUAUUUUUACGAGUUUAUGACUGUCAAAAGGGAGCUAGAAACAUAUUGUGAAAUAUGUGAAUGUGUUUGGCAAAUGUUUGCUCGACGGUCAUACUACGAAAAGGUCAUCAAAGGAACCGGAUGUGAACUGUGUACAUGCUUAGACCCGUAUCUCCAGCUGUUUUCUGCGAUCUCUUUGAAACCUUGUGAUAUGUUUGUGUCGGUCUCAGCGCCUCCCACGCACUGCGAUAAUUCAUUUGUUGGUGUAUCCAAUCAUUUUGUCUUUCAAUUGCGUACUUAUAAAGAUCCAAAUGGCUUUGUUGUGUGCCAUAGUGUUGUUUUGAAUUAUUAUUUUAGAUUUAUCAGCAAGCAGCUGUUUUGUGCUUCGACUAAGCGUUGGUACGCGCGUAGUUUUUGGUAACUUCAGUUUGGCAUCUACCAGUUUUUUGUUUUUUUGUUUUUGUUUUUUUUGUUUUAUAAAUUCUGUUUCUGUGGUCGUAACGUUUGUUUCCUUUGCAUGCCCGUGCGAGUGCUGGUCGAAGAGUUGAAGAUAACAUUGCAUAACAUUUAUUCCUAGUAAAAUUAUGCAACAGUUUUUUAUGACA
This is a messenger RNA of Pomacea canaliculata, 9061 nucleotides long. RefSeq names its product ankyrin repeat and SAM domain-containing protein 1A-like. Gene Ontology annotation, molecular function: protein binding. NCBI's taxonomy places the organism in Eukaryota, Metazoa, Mollusca, Gastropoda, Architaenioglossa, Ampullariidae. The transcript has 28 exons. Bases 134 to 3955 code for a protein of 1273 amino acids. Gene Ontology annotation, cellular component: cytosol. The record is from RefSeq and is a predicted model, not a curated record.